This is a messenger RNA of Carica papaya (papaya), 1472 nucleotides long. Its product is annotated as F-box protein CPR1-like. The record is from RefSeq and is a predicted model, not a curated record. Gene Ontology annotation, molecular function: protein binding. Lineage: Eukaryota; Viridiplantae; Streptophyta; Magnoliopsida; Brassicales; Caricaceae.
GGGAGAGCAGCGAAAUGAGACGACUGUUCUGUUGAAUCCACAGACACUGGCUGCGUUACUCGGAUGUUCAAACGAGCUUUUCUCAACCUAAUCGGAGCUGAUUCUCCUUGGAAUUUGGCGCUGAGAUGCUAAAUGUUUAAGCUGCCGAUUUCAUCAGCCUCUGUAGCUCUAGAAGAAGAAAGGAGGAGUCAUCCUGAACCGCAAAGCUACAUGGCUGCUGUCGGGGCAACCUAUCUGCCCGACGAAAUUACCAUUCGCAUCCUUGCAAGAUUACCUGUGAAAACACUGAUGACAUGCAAGUCUGUCUGCAAAGUAUGGUAUAAUCUCAUAAAUCAACCUGCUUUGGUAGACAUGCACCUGCAUCAGUCCACAGUUGACAGCAAAAACAACAAGGAACAAGAGUCUUUCCUUGCAAUUAACACCGAUACAACAUUAAGAAAGCAUGUUGUGAACUUGCUUACUCAAGAAACACACAGCGAGUUCAUAUAUCUGAACAUACCAUAUGAAAAAUAUGCUUGUAUCACAUUAAUUGGAUGUUGUAAUGGAUUGCUAUGCGUGCGUGCUCGCAAAAGUUCAGAUCCUGCUGCAGACUUUUACUUCAUCAAUCCUGCAAUAAGAGAAUCCAAGGCAAUAUGUAGCACCAUGAAAGCUGCCGACUCAAAGGGCUGUUUUGGGGUUGGGUAUGAUUCAGUUAAUAAGGAUUAUAAAUUAGUAAGAGUUACUGGAUUCAUAAACAAUGAAGGGAAAAAUUGCUCCAAAGCAGAGGUCUGGACACUGUAUGGUAAUUCUUGGAGGGGUGCUGACAACACUGUGGAAGGAGAAGUACGGGAGAGUUCAUGUAAAGCAGUGGUGAACGGUGCAUUUCACUGGCAAGCAGUUAGAGUGAAUAGGCAGGAAAAUUCCAAAACUUUUUUAAUUGUUUCCUUUGACAUAAGUAAUGAAGUGUUUGGGGAAAUGAUGUCUCCGGAUUUCGGUUAUGCUCCAAGUACAAGAAGUUUAUCUGCAUGCAAGGGAUCUCUUGCGAUGUUUGUUUCAUACAUGGAUGCAAACUUAGAUUCAUGCUAUGACAUCUGGUUGAUGAAGGAAUACGGUGUUGCGGAGUCAUGGACUAAUCAGUUCACUAUCAAACCUUUCACUAUAAUGAAGCCAUUAGGAUUUGGAAAUAGCGGAGAGCUGUUAGUGGCACUAAAAGAUGGAGCCAUCGGCUUGUAUGACCCAUGUACCGGGAAGACCAAGCCUUUCUCAAUUCAAGCAGGACCUAUAGCUCCUUAUAUGCUUAAUUACGUGGAGAGCCUGGUUACAGUUAUGAGACAGAACGGAUUCAGGGGAAGGUUUGAACUCGGUGCUGCUUAGAAUUUUUAGCCUCAUUGUUUUACAUAGAUGGUUAUACCAGAUUACUGAGAAACCUGUUUAGGUCUAUACUUUUGUUUGAACUUCGAUUCAGUCUAUUGCAUUUAACAUUUAACUUUUUA